Messenger RNA from Eupeodes corollae, 2851 nucleotides. RefSeq names its product tripartite motif-containing protein 45. Gene Ontology annotation, cellular component: nucleoplasm; chromatin. Lineage: Eukaryota; Metazoa; Arthropoda; Insecta; Diptera; Syrphidae. Gene Ontology annotation, molecular function: protein binding; zinc ion binding; ubiquitin-protein transferase activity. The transcript is spliced from 11 exons. The coding region runs from base 80 to 2851 and encodes 923 amino acids. Gene Ontology annotation, biological process: positive regulation of DNA-templated transcription. The record is from RefSeq and is a predicted model, not a curated record.
CAAAUCGUGUUCCUUCGCGCGGGUGUUCGGUGUUCGCAGCGACCUCUGUGUCGAGUAUCCAUAUAGUGCCAGUGCCAUUAUGAAUAGUGAAUACUUAUCACAGUUAACUGACGACCAGAAUAACUCCUGCGACAGUGACUACGAGUUCGUAAGUCGCAAUUCUUCACGCGAAAAUAGUGAUUGUGAAUUAGAAGGAUAUAGGAAAAUCAAAAGCAAGUCCAUAUCAAAUGUGUGUGCAUCUUCUGCGUCAUCGUCGUCGUCGUCGGUGCGAAGGCUUAGCAAACAUUUUGAUAUAAAUCAUGACGAAAAAUUAAAGCUCUGUCUUUCGCCAGAGAAAAUUUCCCUUUUAACCAAUUCGCCUAAACGAAUAAGCUCUCCGCGUGAGCUGUAUAUCGAAAGUCAAGAGCAAAAGGCCAACAAUAAGAGUCGUACAGUGGCGACAACGACGGCGGCGGCUGCGGUGCCGUCGUUCACAAUAGUGCCAAUAAAUUUGGGUUCGGGCAAAGAGGAUCGUCAAGUAAAGAAUGAGUCUCAGGUCAAUUUGCCGGAAAUAGUUUUGACAUCCUUUGAGGUGGCUAAGAACUCUUCUGCUAGCCGCAGUAACUCCUUUCGGGCUAAAACAAAUAAAAUUGCAACUUGUUCGUCCUCAGUCUUUUCAAAUGGAUGUAUUCCAAAAUUUAUCAGGGGUUCAACAGCGGUUAAUCCCAAAACUGCAAUAGUUUAUCAACAUCAGCAGGGUGACCAGUCAUCUUCUCCCGAAUCCACUCAGAUAAGUGGUGAUUCAUCACUUUCUAAUCGCAGCAGUGAAAAUUCCAAUACUAUGGAGAAACAACCCAAUUCUGUGCUAGAAAUUGCAACAUUGAUGCAACAACCUCAUCAAGACCAGUCGAAGAGCAAUAAUAUCGAUUAUGGCCUGCAACCAAGCACGGCGACGGCAGCGGGGGCGGUGGUGGCGGCUUCAACAGAAGUAGCAGUGAAAAAUGAUCCAAUUCCGGAAGAUCUUCAAUGUGGAAUUUGCCAUGAAGCCUAUAAGGAUCCAAGGACACUGUUUUGUUUGCAUUCGUUUUGUUUUCAAUGCUUAGUCGAUGAAAAUUUCAAACAGGAUUCUAGUAUUCCAUUUUGGUCACAACCGAAUCAGAAGGAUUACGAUUGGAAAUCAUCUACCAAAUCCAGUUAUAGCAUCAAAUCCAUAUCGGUAGAGUCAUCUCCAGAAAUGUCAUAUCGCAAUGGAUCUGCAGGCUCAACCCGCCCCGAAAGUCGAUCAUCAUUUACAAGUUUUCGCAGUAAAAAGUCAGCUGAAAAAAAUAAAAAUAAAGUUAAUAAGAAAGCUGAUGUACCAUCACAGACCCAAAUUGAAAGAUCUCGCAUAAUAAUCUGUAAGGAAUGUCAACAAUCGACAGAAGUGCCAAUCGGGGGUAUUCGUCAAUUACCACAAAAUUUUGUACUCGUUCGAAAAAUUGAAGCAUUUAAAUUAAAAAUUGGAAAUGAUGUUAUAUCAAAAAUUUGGUGUAGUUUAUGUUAUGUGGAAACAAGCGCAACCUUUCACUGUAUAACGUGUACUAUAAAUCUUUGUACAUUUUGUAAGGAAUCUCAUGAACGACAAAGACACACUGCAAGUCAUAGGAUAAAAAACAUUCUUGAACUUCGCAAGAGUCGAAAUCUCAAGAAAGCGUUCCUAAAUGAUCCUAAUUUCUCAAUAAAAUGUUCCAUGCAUCCUGGAUUUGAAAUGAAAGCUUUUUGUAGUUCCUGCCGGCAGGUUGCAUGUUCAGAUUGUUUGGUUUUAUUGCAUAAAGGUCACAAGCAUGAAUCCAUAACGAAAGCAUUUGCAAGCUAUAGCAAAGCCAUUAAGGAAUCAACAGAUCAAGCCCGACCGCUUUGUGACUAUGCUCAUCACUCGAUUAGUCGUCUUAACGAGAUUGCUAGAAGUAUUAACAAAAAAUGUGACACUACACAAGCUGACGUUGACACUUUUAUGGCCGCCUACACUGAAGCUAUAGAACUUCAUGGAAAAACAUUAAUUCAACAAAUUGCACGAGCUAGAGAAUCAAAAGUUCAAAUGAUUGUCGAACAGCAGUUGGAUAUGGAAAAAAGAUCAACUGAAGCAAUGAGUGCAAUAAGAUUCAGUGAAGAUCUGUUCGAGAGCGGAAAUGAAGUUGAAAUUUUGUCAUUUGUAAAUAUUCUACUAGGACGGUUUGAAUUUUGUCAAAAAUUUAAGACACCAAUUGAUCCUAGGAUUUCAGAUACACUUCACUUUUUACCUGAAGUUCGAGCUCCUGUUUCCAAAAGUAGUAGAAAUAUUCCUAUAUUCGGUAUAAUUACAACUCAGACAGUAGAACCAUCGUUGUGUACAUUGGAAACCGAAGGCUACUCUCAACUACGGGUACAUCGUAAAGUUGAAAUGGUUAUUCUUAGUAGAGAUGCGGAUGGAAUGCCAUUAUGCCAUGGGGGUUUAAAAAUUGGCGUUCAACUUAAGUAUAAGGAACUUUCAUCGAAAUAUUUACCAGUUGAGGUGAACGAUCGUCGAGAUGGCAGUUACGGCAUUAAUUUUGUUCCAAUUGCCCAAGGAACUAUGGUUUUAACAAUUACUAUAAAUGAUAAAAAUAUCAAGGGAAGCCCAUUUACAUUUGCGGCAAGAACUGUACGACCUCAUACAGGAAUUUAUCAUUGUUGUACAUUUUGUUCGAGUAAAGGUUCUAAGCAAGUAACAUGUUCUUGUGAUGGACGUAUGCCAGGCUAUAAUGGUUGUGGACAUGGACAUAAUGGACAUCCAGGUAGAAGACAUUGGUCGUGUUGUGGUAAUAUUUUGGAAAACUCAGAAUGUACAGCAGCAAAUAAAUUAUUAAAUCCUUAA